Molecule: messenger RNA, 273 nt
Organism: Perkinsus marinus ATCC 50983
Lineage: Eukaryota; Perkinsozoa; Perkinsida; Perkinsidae
Exons: 2
Source: RefSeq, a predicted model, not a curated record
GUUGUGGUAUCACCUACCCUAGUGAAGGGAAUAUGUGAGGUUCCGGCUGAUCAAGAGGGGUACUCGGCAGCACUUGAGGAGUUGUCGUCGAAGAUUGCGGCCUUUAAAGCUGACGGAGGACGAUUGAAAAGUCAAAUUACCGAUGUGAACUCCCUCCCUCCAAUUUCCUAUGAUAAUGAACAGUGCCGCACACAGGGCGAAUUGGGCAAUCGCCCUGGGGUCCAGGUUCACUGGCCUCCCGGGAGAGCCCAUGGUCCCUUAGUAGCCGCGUGA